Messenger RNA from Owenia fusiformis, 1914 nucleotides. The record is from the annotation of a GenBank genome assembly. Lineage: Eukaryota; Metazoa; Annelida; Polychaeta; Sabellida; Oweniidae.
AGAUGACAAAAGUCGAGAAAUUUUAGAAAUGUUGCGUACCGCACCCGCCAUGUUGGAUCUCGAGCAGACGAAUAUUUACGAGAUUAUUGAAAUCUGGAAAUAUGGUACCAUGAUCCAGUCAUGAUCCAUUAAAUAUCCAUUUAAUUCAACACUUUAAUUUGAUGUACCAUUACAUCUGUUUAUUUUGCUCAUUUGGUGUGUUUGAGUGAAAAAUAUAGUCUCAAACCAAAGUGCCUAAAGUUGUCAACAUGAAAGUGAAUAUUUUUCAAUUUCUCUGAAAAUAUUCUUAUUUGUUCAGUUUUAUGUGGUGGUAUUGAAAGUAAUUAUGAAUUUGGGACCUCCUCAUGGUCAUGGGAACAAUCUCCUAUAUGCAGGAUGGAACCAAGACCAAGGAUGUUUUGCAUGUGGAAUGGAGAAUGGUUUCCGUGUAUACAAUGCUGACCCAUUAAAAGAAAAAGAAAGACAGGAUUUUCCUGAGGGUGGUGUUGGACUGGUUGAGAUGUUGUUCAGAUGUAACUACCUUGCGCUAGUAGGGGGUGGAAAAACACCCAAGUACCCACCAAACAAAGUGAUGGUGUGGGAUGACUUGAAGAAGAAACAUGUGAUUGAACUUGAGUUUUCUAGCGAGGUGAAGACAGUACGGCUGAGGAGAGAUAGGAUAGUUGUAGUGCUGGACACCAUGAUCAAAGUGUAUACAUUCACCCAGAACCCACAGCAACUUCAUGUGUUUGAAACAUGUAAUAACCCUAAAGGGUUGUGUGUCAUGUGCCCAAACAGCAAUAACUCACUCCUAGCAUUUCCUGGGCGUAAAAUGGGCAAUGUACAAAUUGUUGAUCUUGCCGACACAGAAAAACCACCUGUAGAUAUUGCUGCACAUGAGGCCAGCCUUAGCGCCAUCUGCCUGAAUUUACAAGGAACUAGAUUAGCCACAGCAUCAGAAAAAGGUACUCUGAUCCGAGUGUUCGAUACAUCCAAUGGUCAGCAACUCCAUGAGUUGAGGCGGGGUGCCAACAAUGCUGUAAUAUACUGUAUAAACUUCAACCACGAUUCUUCCCUUAUUUGUGUAUCCAGUGAUCAUGGAACAGUGCACAUAUUUUCUGUAGAGGACCCCAAAAAGAAUAAACAGUCAAGUCUAGGGUCUGCUCCAUUCCUCCCCAAGUACUUCAGCUCCAAGUGGAGUUUCUCUCGUUUUCAAGUCCCUGGUAACAGCCAGUGUAUAUGUGCUUUUGGAGCUGAUCCCAACUCUGUCAUUGUUAUUUGUGCAGAUGGGAGUUAUUACAAAUUCAUAUUCAAUGCCAAGGGUGAGUGCACCAGAGACGUUUAUGCCCAGUUCCUUGAGAUGACAGAUGACAAAAUGUGAAAACCAUUGCAUGAAAUGUGAAGCAGCAGUAAAAUGUGAAGUGUUACAAUAAAUUGUGAAACAGUGGAUGAGAAGUCAAAUUGAUCCAUCCUUUACAGCAAUUUUAACAGAAAUUUCAACAAAUGGAACUUAAAUAUUGAAACUGUGCAAAAUUCUAUUGAUUUUAUCGAAAUGGCAGAUUCAAUUGGAGAGAUGUAUCAUAAUGGAUUCAUCUAUGCAGACAAAUUGUAUUGACAAUAUGUAGGAAAAAAUGAACCAUAAAUGGUCACUGUUUUGGUAUAAUAUUAUAAAACUUCUCAAGAUUAUGUCAGUAUUACUUUUUCAAAGGUCUGAAAUAAACAUUUGAAUUUUAAGUACUCAUACAUACAAAAAUUUAGCUGCUCAAUAUAAGUGUUGCCAAAUUGUCCUACAGUUUGAAUUAAUACCUGAUGGUAUGUUGUAACAAGUAGAUUGCCAUCAACGAGAGUCAAAGAUUUGAUUUAAGUUCAAAGUUGGAUAUAUUGACCAAUUUCAAUUUCAACAUUUUGCUUCAUUUUAACAUUUACUUGCCAUGA